ACGCCACUUCCGGCAAGAGGGAGCCAUACUCUUUUGUAGCCAUCCUCCCGUCUAUUUGUGCUCUGCUCACAAGCCAAGCCCAAGCAGCAGCAGACACGCGAAAGCAAACUCACAAGGAGCGAAGAAGAAACCCAGCUAGGAGCGUCUGGUGCAUUGGAGCAGGAGACCAAUGGCGGGCCUCGGGUUCGAGGAGACGGAGCUCCGGCUCGGCCUGCCAGGCGGCGGCAACGAGGCCGAGGAGGCGGCCGCCGCGGUGAGGAGCUCCGGCAAGAGGGGCUACGCCGAGACCAUCGACCUCGUGCUGAAGCUGGAGCCUGCGUCGGCGGCCGCGCCGCCGUCUGGGGACGACGAGGAAGUGGCCGACGGUGUCGCGGAGGCGCAGCCGCCGUCUCCGGCUGCUGUCGACGGGCAGUUGAAGCGGUCGCCGAGCCAGAGCAGCGUGGUCACCACCGCGCAGCCGGACGCGGACCCCGAGAAGCCGCGCGCGCCCAAGGCGCAGGCGGUGGGGUGGCCGCCGGUGCGGUCGUUCCGGAGGAACAUGCUGGCGGCGGCGCUGGUGAAGGUGAGCAUGGACGGCGCGCCCUACCUGCGCAAGGUGGACAUGGGCACCUACAAGAGCUACCAGGAGCUGUCCAAGGCCCUGGAGAAGAUGUUCAGCUCCUUCACCAUCGGCAACACUCCGACUCAGGGGAUGACGGGCAUGAACGAGAGCAAGCUGGUGGACCUGCUCAGCGGCUCCGACUACGUGCCCACCUACCAGGACAAGGACGGCGACUGGAUGCUCGUCGGCGACGUCCCCUGGGAGAUGUUCGUCGCGUCGUGCAAGCGCCUCCGGAUAAUGAAAGGAUCAGAAGCCAUCGGCCUCGCGCCAAGGGCAAUGGAGAAAUGCAAGAGCAGGAGCUGAUCGACGUAGUGUCCAUUCCAAGAUUACGACUCUGCUUGCCCCCACUCUGUACCAUAAUAUACUACUGCUACUUCGCUACGAUCCGGUCAAAGUUCCGUUAUCGCCUCGAUUAGUUCACUACUAUCUGCAUAAGUACGUAUGUUCCAACUUGUUGUCAUUUAUACAAUGUAGUAUAGUAUGUAUACGUGAGAAAGAUGUCAUCGGCAUGUCACUGUUUACGCACUACAGUAGUCAAUAUAUGCCUUGUCAUUUCCGUUUA
Molecule: messenger RNA, 1163 nt
Organism: Triticum urartu
Lineage: Eukaryota; Viridiplantae; Streptophyta; Magnoliopsida; Poales; Poaceae
Product: auxin-responsive protein IAA30
Biological process (GO): regulation of DNA-templated transcription
Cellular component (GO): nucleus
Source: RefSeq, a predicted model, not a curated record